Molecule: messenger RNA, 888 nt
Organism: Camellia sinensis
Lineage: Eukaryota; Viridiplantae; Streptophyta; Magnoliopsida; Ericales; Theaceae
Product: protein FAR1-RELATED SEQUENCE 5-like
Biological process (GO): regulation of DNA-templated transcription
Source: RefSeq, a predicted model, not a curated record
AUGGACUAUGCUCAAUUUGGUGAUGUAGUGGCCUUUGACACUACUUACAAAUUAAAUAACGAACAUAGACCUUUUGGAACCUUUGUUGGAUUUAAUCAUCAUCGAGAAACUGUUAUAUUUGGUGCAGCGUUGAUGCAUGAUGAGACUGCCGAAUCAUUCACAUGGUUGUUUCAGAUUUUUUUGGAGGCAAUGUCAAACAAAGCUCCAAAAACAAUUUUCACAGAUCAAGAUGCUGCGAUGGCUAAGGCCAUUCCAAUUGUCAUGCCUAGUACAAACCACCGACUUUAUGUUGGGGUGAAGGGUGUGUUUUCAAAAUUUAUGCAUCAAAUUGAUGAUGAAGAAGAAUUCAAAAUACAAUGGGACCAAAUGCUUGAUAGGUAUGAUGCACGCAACAAUCAUUGGUUGGAGCAAAUUUUUGGUGUGAAGGAGAAAUGGGGAUGGCCAUAUAUUAUGAAUUCUUGGGCAGCUGGAAUGAGUACUACUCAACUAAGUAAAUCAUUCAAUGCAUUUUUAAAGGAUUAUCUCAAUUGUGAUCAUAACUUGAUGGAAUUUUUCAUGCAUUUUGAGAGGGUGCUCUAUGACAAGAGGUAUAAAGAAUUGGAAGCCGAGUAUAAUCUGUCCCAAAAAUUGCCAAGGGUUUCCAUUCCAACUGUGAUGUUAAAGCAAAUGGUAGAUAUUUACACCAAAAUAAUUUUUGAGGAAUUCCAAAAUGAGUAUGUGCAGUCUAUUGAAGCAUCCAUUGUAGGCACUAUUCAUGAUGGUGAGAGUACCAUAUUCACAAUUCAAACGGACGUAGAUGGAAAAAAAGAUAAGAAUGUGACAAUGGAUAGAGAUGGUUUUUUGAGUUGUAGUUGCAAGAAGUUUGAAGUAAAGGGCAUAGUGUGUUGA